AUGACGAUUAUCAAAGCAACAGGGCUUGACGGAGAGUCUAAAUUGAAAGGCGCUAAAACCGAGAUAGCUGCCGAACCUGCUCCAGCAAAGAGGAAGCAUAAAGGUGAGCGUGUGGUGGAGGAGAAGGCCAAAGACGAGGAGCUGAUGCGUGAGGCCCAGAGCAGCAGCGAAGCCGAUAAAGCAACCAAAGGGGCAGCAAAAGAAGACGUGGAAAAGAGCACUUCUCCUGCAAAAAAGAAACGGGCUGCUCCCAAGGCUCGGGCCAAGGUUGCUUGUGGGAAAAAGAAUUCAGCCGCGGGAGGCGCGCCACAGGGCCUCCUAAAGCCUGACGAAGAGUUUGCUGCUCUGGCAGCACUGGCACUGAAGAGCCGGAAGUUUGUAGGGGCACACAUUUCGGCAGCAGGAGGAGUUCAGAACGCCCUCGUCAGUUGCUUCAACGUGAAGGGGCAAGCCUUCGCCCUGUUUCUGAAGUGCCAGAGGAAAUGGGUAUCUCCUCCUCUGGCUGAGUCGGCCAUUAGCGGCUUUAAGGAGCGAUGUGAUCAGCUGGAGAUGGACAAGUCCAUGCAAGUGCUACCUCACGGCAGCUAUCUUAUUAAUGUUGCCAAUCCCGACAAGACGAAGCAAGAGAAUGCUUACAAUGCCCUUCUGGACGAUUUGCAGCGUUGUGAAGCACUGGGCAUAAAACUGUACAACAUCCAUCCAGGAUCCACCGUAGGGGAAUGUACCAAGGAAGAAGGCAUUCGCAACAUCGCUGCAGCAGUGAACAGGGCCCACAGAGACACAGCUUUCGUAGUUGUGGUCUUGGAAAAUAUGGCGGGACAAAAGAAUGUCGUUGGCAGCAAAUUCGAGGACCUGCGAGAUAUCAUCAAUCUGGUUGAGAACAAGGAGCGAGUGGGAGUCUGUCUCGAUACGUGCCAUCUCUUUGCGGCAGGCUACGACAUCCGGACUGCUGAGAAGUUCGAAAAGGUGAUGGAAGAGUUCGAUGCCAUCGUAGGCUACAAGUACCUUAAGGGAAUGCACAUCAACGACUCCAAGUCCGAGCUGCGUUCAGGACUGGACAGACAUGAGCUUCUUGGCAAGGGUCACCUGGGACUUGAGCCCUUUAAGUAUAUUAUGCAGCACCCUACGCGAUUUAAGGAUAUGCCCUUGGUGCUAGAAACACCAGACCCCACCGAGGGCAGCAUCUGGAAAAAAGAGAUCAAACAAAUGUACAGCUUUUUAGACGUUAAAGAAGAUAAAUGA
Cyclospora cayetanensis is the source of this 1242-nucleotide messenger RNA. RefSeq names its product probable endonuclease 4. Gene Ontology annotation, molecular function: phosphoric diester hydrolase activity; zinc ion binding; DNA binding. The transcript has 10 exons. Gene Ontology annotation, cellular component: nucleus; mitochondrion. Gene Ontology annotation, biological process: base-excision repair. NCBI's taxonomy places the organism in Eukaryota, Apicomplexa, Conoidasida, Eucoccidiorida, Eimeriidae. The record is from RefSeq and is a predicted model, not a curated record. The coding region runs from base 1 to 1242 and encodes 413 amino acids.